CCCCACCUUCCCGCUUCCUGUCCCUUGCGCCGACAUGGGCGACCUGGAGUUGCUGCUGCCCGGGGAGGCUGACGUACUAGUGCGGGGACUGCGCAGCUUCCAGCUGCGCGAGAUGGGCUCCGGAGGGUGGAACCAGCAGCAUGAGAACCUCGAGAAGCUGAACAUGCAGGCUAUCCUUGAUGCCACGGCCAGCCAGGGCGAGCCCAUCCAGGAGCUGCUGGUCACCCAUGGGAAGAUCCCGACGCUGGUGGAGGAGCUGAUUGCAGUGGAGAUGUGGAAGCAGAAGGUGUUCCCUGUGCUGUGCAGGCUGGAAGACUUCAAGCCCCAGAACACUUUUCCCAUUUACAUGGUGUUACACCAUGAGGCCUCCAUCAUCAACCUCCUGGAGACAGUAUUCUUCCACAAGGAGGUGUGUGAGUCAGCAGAGGACACCGUCUUGGACCUGGUGGACUACUGCCACCGCAAACUGACUCUGUUGGUCGCCCAGAGUGGCCAUGGUGGCCCCCCUGAGGAGGAGGAGUCCCAGUACGGCACCCCCAUGCAGGAGCUGCAGAAGCAGGCAGAGCUGAUGGAAUUUGAGAUCGCACUGAAGGCCCUCUCAGUGCUGCGCUACAUCACAGACUGCGUGGACAGCCUUUCCCUGAGCACCUUGAGCCGCAUGCUCAGCACCCACAAUCUGCCCUGUCUCUUGGUGGAACUGCUGGAGCACAGUCCCUGGAGCCGGCAGGAAGGCGGCAAGCUGCAGCAAUUUGAGAGCGGCCGUUGGCAGACAGUGUCCCCCUCAGAGCAGCAAAAGCUGAGCAAGUUGGAUGGGCAGGUGUGGAUCGCCCUGUACAAUCUGCUGCUAAGCCCUGAGGCCCGGGCCCGCUACUGCCUCACAAGCUUUGCCAAAGGACAGCUACUCAAGCUUCGGGCCUUCCUCACAGACACACUGCUCGACCAGCUGCCCAACCUGGCAGACCUGCAGGGUUUCCUGGCCCACCUGGCCCUGACCGAAGCCCAGCCCCCUAAGAAGGACCUGGUGUUGGAACAGAUCCCAGAAAUCUGGAAGCGGCUAGAGCGAGAGAACAGAGGCAAGUGGCAGGCUAUUGCCAAGCAUCAGCUGCGGCAUGUAUUCAGCCCCUCAGAGCAGGAACUGAGGCUGCAGGCACGAAGGUGGGCUGAGACCUACAGACUGGACGUGCUAGAGGCAGUGGCUCCAGAGCAGCCCCGCUGUGCCUACUGCAAUGCAGAGGCCUCCAAGCGCUGCUCACGAUGCCAGAAUGAGUGGUAUUGCUGCAGGGAGUGCCAAGUCAAGCACUGGGAGAAGCAUGGAAAGGCUUGUGUCCCGGCAGCCCAGGAUGACAGAGCCAAGUGAAGGCUGCAGCUGCUGAGGGCCGACCAGCCAUGCCAUACAACCCCGUGCCCCUGAACCUCUGGAUCUCAGUCCGGCCUCUGCAAGCGCCCCAGCCUCCCAGGUGGUGAAGAUAGCAGGCGGGAAGAGCUGCUGACCCAUCUCCCCCAGCAAAGCGCUCGCCACUUCCUGCUCCAUCCGGCGGGUAGGCUUAGGGUGCAGCCUCAGCAAGCUGGGGCAGGAGGCCUGGGCCGGGGGCAAGGGCCGGAUGUGGGGACCCUCUUUCUCUAGUACAGUAAA
This is a messenger RNA of Eubalaena glacialis (North Atlantic right whale), 1633 nucleotides long. It is a transcript of the gene ZMYND10, whose product is annotated as zinc finger MYND-type containing 10. The coding region runs from base 35 to 1357 and encodes 440 amino acids. The transcript is spliced from 12 exons. Gene Ontology annotation, cellular component: cytoplasm; centriolar satellite. The record is from RefSeq and is a predicted model, not a curated record. Lineage: Eukaryota; Metazoa; Chordata; Mammalia; Artiodactyla; Balaenidae. Gene Ontology annotation, biological process: outer dynein arm assembly; inner dynein arm assembly; motile cilium assembly.